Westerdykella ornata is the source of this 2754-nucleotide messenger RNA. Its product is annotated as glycerol-3-phosphate acyltransferase. NCBI's taxonomy places the organism in Eukaryota, Fungi, Ascomycota, Dothideomycetes, Pleosporales, Sporormiaceae. Bases 244 to 2754 code for a protein of 836 amino acids. The transcript is spliced from 4 exons. Gene Ontology annotation, cellular component: mitochondrial membrane. The record is from RefSeq and is a predicted model, not a curated record.
CCCUCACAAUUGCCUUCUACAUUCCUGCGACCUUGUUUCUGUCCUGAUUUCUCCAUUUUUCUCCGGCUUCUCAACUGCUAUAGCUGUCAUUGAGCUUAAUAUAAUUGCUAAUUGUUACCCCACCUCUUCGACAAGGACUCAACCUCGAGCAUGCCUCUCACGACCACCAUAUAACUCAUAACGUCACCGACACCCUCGACACCUACUCCACCUCCCCCAUACCACACCCAACCACCACCCGCCAUGCUCCCCUCAUCCUCCUCCUCAAAGAAGCGCCCGCCCUCCCCGCAACCCCCGGACCUCAGCAUCACCGCCUCCGAUCAAGUCCACCUCCACACCGCCGGCUACAAUGAACCGCUCUCCAAGCAAGGCCUCAUAUCCGGCAUGGCGCGCUUCCGCUCCUCCCCGCUCGACUUCAUCCGCGAGGUCUCGCUCCACGUGUCCGGCACCGGAUGGCGCAGUUACGACUCCGUGGUCGGCCAACCCAUCUUCUACCCGGGCUUCUCGGAGAAGAUGAAGAGCCGCGUGUUAAGUAAUACAAAACUUGUAGCGAAGGUGAAGGAGUUGGCGGGACGGAGGGUGGAGGUUGAGGUACAAGAGGGGCUGUUGCCGGGGGGUGAGGGGGAGGAGGCGAAGAGGGAGAGGGAGGUGAGGAGGAGCCGGAUUGAGGAGAGUCUGAUGGAGGUGGCGGAGGGGUUGACGGAGAAUAUGAUUUGCAAGAUGGAGAGUAAGAGGUUUAUAAGGGGCGCGUAUUAUUUGGCGACGCAGUUGUUGACGAGGGCGUAUCAUCAGGGCGUCCACGUCUCGAGCGAAGAAGUUCUUCGCCUGCGAAAAGUAGCAGAGGAAGCGGCCAAGAAGAAACAGUCCAUCAUCUUCCUCCCCUGCCAUAAAUCCCACGUCGACUAUGUCAGUCUCCAGAUAAUAUGCUACCGACUCGGCCUUGCGCUUCCCACUGUAGUCGCAGGGGACAACCUCAACUUCCCUAUCGUGGGCUCGUUCCUUCAACAUGCGGGUGCUAUGUGGAUACGGCGGAGUUUCGGAGGCGACCAAUUAUACACGACGACAGUCCAGGCGUACAUCGAUACCUUGUUGGCGAAUGGGUACAAUCUGGAGUGCUUCGUGGAGGGCGGACGGAGUCGAACGGGCAAGCUGCUUCCUCCCAAGUUUGGCAUCUUGUCCUACAUCGUUGAUAGCAUUGCGUCGGGGCAUGUCGAAGAUGCGAUCAUCUGUCCGGUGUCGACCCAGUACGAUAAAGUCAUUGAGGUGGAUUCCUAUAUCAGCGAACUCUUGGGCCAUCCAAAGCCAAAAGAGAACCUCAUGGAUUUUCUUUCUGCAUCCUCUGUCCUUUCCCUCAAACUCGGCCGGGUUGAUGUCCGGUUCCACGAGCCGUGGAGUCUCCGUGAAUUUAUAACUGAACAGCGCCAACGCUUCAGCCAAUUACCGAAGCCACUCUCACCGAAGGACGAGCGCGUUCGCAUCCUGAGGACAAUGGGAUACAGGGUCCUUUCGGAAAUCAACGAGGUUUCCGUCGUCAUGCCUACUGCGCUAGUCGGCACGGUUCUCCUGACGCUCAGGGGCCGAGGCGUAGGAAAGAGCGAGUUGAUCAGAAGAGUGGAGUGGCUCAGCGAGCGCGUACGAGCCCAAGGCGGACGUGUUGCCCAUUUCGCCGGCCUACCCACCAGCGUCGUCGUCGAGAGGGCUCUGGAGGUGCUGGGUCCGGGGCUCGUUGGCCUCGUCCGUGGACUACCGGAAGAUACAUACUACGCCGUCGACCGAUUCCAGCUCUCCUUCUACCGCAACAUGACGAUCCACCUCUUCAUCCUCCAAUCCCUCCUCUGCGCCGCCCUCUACACGACCGUCAAGCUGGGCGGCGGCCCGCACAACGAACGCAUCUCCUACGCCGCUCUGCGCGACCAAACCGAAUUCCUCUCGCAGCUCUUCCGCACCGAAUUCAUCUUCCCCACCGAAGGCCUGGAAACCAACAUGGCCACCACCAUCGCCGACCUGGAGCGCCAAAACGUCAUCAGCGUCACACGAGACGAGCCGACGGGCAAAGUAACGUACAUCGCGCUGAGCCAGGAAGAGCGCGAGACGGGCCGGGAAAACUACGAUUUCUACUGCUUCCUCAUCUGGCCCUUCAUCGAGGCCGCAUGGCUCGGCGCCAUCUCCCUCGCCAUGCUCACGCCUCCCCUCACCCAUCCCGCCACCGCCGCCGCCGCUGUUGCUCCAGACGGCACCCGUCCGCACGCCUGGCUCGACCACAAGGCCUUCACGGAGCGCGCGCAGCUGCUGGGCAAAACGCUGUACCAUCAGGGAGACCUGAGCUACUUUGAAGCCGUCAACAAGGAGACGUUGAAGAACUCGCUGUCCCGGUUCCAAGAGGAGGGCAUCAUCAUCGUGACGGCGCCUCCCAAGGACGCAAAAGUCCCGGCCCGGAUCCGCCUCGCGGACGAGUGGAUACCGGCGCGGUGUCCAACGAGCGGGGAGUUGGUGACCGAGGGGUCCAAGUUGUGGGCGUUUGCGGAGAGGAUUAGUGCGAGUAGGCGCGAGGGGAAGAAUCGGAGGGAUGGGCGGACGGUGAAGAGGAGGGUGUUGCGGUUGGCGGAUUUGUGUGCGGGGGGUUUGUGGGAGGAGUGCUUGUUGUAUAUCAAGGGCGAUAUCAGAAACGGCUCUGCCUCACUGUCCAUGGAGACUAUUCUGAAAGCGAUCAGCAAUCGAAUAUAUACCAAAGCAAAGAAGCGCAACGCUAAAUAA